Molecule: messenger RNA, 8026 nt
Organism: Passer domesticus (house sparrow)
Lineage: Eukaryota; Metazoa; Chordata; Aves; Passeriformes; Passeridae
Gene: SKI
Product: SKI proto-oncogene
Exons: 7
Coding region: 1204-3345 (713 amino acids)
Biological process (GO): negative regulation of transcription by RNA polymerase II; negative regulation of BMP signaling pathway
Cellular component (GO): nucleus
Molecular function (GO): RNA polymerase II cis-regulatory region sequence-specific DNA binding; DNA-binding transcription factor activity, RNA polymerase II-specific; SMAD binding
Source: RefSeq, a predicted model, not a curated record
UCGGCUCGGUUCGGCCGAGCUCGGCACGGCUCGGCUUGGCUCGGCACGGCUCGGUUUGGCUCGGCACCACUCAGCACAGCUCGGCUCGCCUCGGUUCGGCUCGGCUCGGCUGGACUCGGCACAUCCCAGCUCGGUUCGGCUCGGCGCAGCCGGGCUCGGAUCAGCUCGGUUGUGCUGGGUUGGACUGGCUCGGCUCGGCCCGGCCCAUCCCGGCACAUCCCGGCCGGUCUGGGCGCAGCGCGAAGGGGGAGGCGGGCGCUGUUCCUGGAAGAGCCCGGCCCGGGGAGUUGGUCACAUUCUUGGCCGGGAUUCAAUGACUGAGGCAGACACCAACAAACAGAGGGGGGGAGGCGGAGGGCGGGAGGCUGAGCCCGCCUGCAUUAGCUCAGCUCUCAGGCACUCUCAGUCACUGCUGGAAAGAGGAGCUGGGAGGAUGUGCGCGCUCUCCCCGCGGCUCCCCACGGCACAGCGACAGCGCCGGCAGCAGUAAGGGAAGGAAGGCGAGCCGAGGAGCCCUCGCAGGCCGAGCAGAGGGACGGCGAGGGGCAGCGGAGCCGCUGGCCGCCCGUGCGGAGCCCCCGCGCCGCUUGGGAGAGCUGGGCCUUUUCUCCUGCCUUCUUCCUUCCACACAGCCAGCGUGCUGCCUCCUCCUGCCUUUUGCUUUCCUCCCCCGCGCCUUCCCUCGGUGGAUAUGGACAGAAGGGGGAUCACUGCAGAGAAGCAGCAGCCGCCAGAACAUAUUUGAGCCCCGGGUGCUCGGAGCGUGGCACAGACUUUUUGUGUUUCCGUGGGUGGUGUGUGUGUGUGUGUGUAUGUGUGUGUGUGUGAGUGUGUGAGUGAGUGUGUGUUGGAGGUGUGGGAGGAGGGAUUGGUUUGCCUGGGGGUUGGCUGAGGGGGUGAGUGCUCGGAUGAAGACCUCUUUUUGCCGUGAUUCUGUGCUCCAUCGGGGCAGCUUGGAGACUUGGAGGGUUUGAAAUUGUAACGCGAAGCAAGAGGAAAGAAAGAAGAGAGAGACACGCAUACAAAAGGAUUUAUUUCCUCUCCGUUAGUGGAUUGCUGAGUGAGAAGGAGGAAAAACACAAGGGUGGGUUGUUUUAUUUUGUUAAUAUUUUUUUUCCUUAAAAAAUCCCUUAAGUGGAUUUGCACCAGGGUGGAAGAUAACUGGGGAUUUUUGCUGUUUGUUUUGGGAAUAGAAACUAAAAAAUGGAGACUGUAAGUAGAAGCAGCUUCCAGCCUCAUCCAGGACUGCAGAAGACCUUGGAACAGUUUCAUCUGAGCUCUAUGAGCUCCCUGGGUGGCCCUGCUGCUUUCUCAGCACGAUGGGCACAGGAGAUGUACAAGAAAGACAAUGGCAAAGACCCAGCGGAACCUGUACUGCAUCUGCCCCCGAUCCAGCCUCCUCCGGUCAUGCCUGGUCCCUUCUUCAUGCCCUCGGACAGAUCCACGGAGAGGUGCGAGACCAUCCUGGAAGGGGAAACCAUCUCCUGCUUCGUGGUGGGCGGAGAGAAGCGGCUUUGCUUGCCCCAGAUCCUGAACUCGGUGCUCAGGGACUUCUCCCUGCAGCAGAUUAAUUCGGUGUGCGAUGAGCUACAUAUUUACUGCUCCAGAUGCACUGCUGACCAGCUGGAAAUCCUCAAAGUCAUGGGCAUCCUGCCCUUCUCCGCUCCUUCCUGCGGGCUCAUCACGAAAACUGAUGCUGAGAGGCUUUGUAACGCCUUGCUUUAUGGUGGCACCUACCCUCCCCACUGCAAGAAGGAAUUCUCUAGCACGAUUGAGCUGGAGCUCACGGAGAAGAGCUUCAAGGUGUAUCAUGAGUGCUUUGGGAAGUGUAAGGGACUUCUGGUGCCAGAGCUUUACAGUAACCCCAGCGCAGCCUGCAUCCAGUGCUUGGACUGCAGGCUCAUGUACCCACCUCACAAAUUUGUGGUCCACUCUCACAAAUCGCUGGAAAACAGGACUUGCCACUGGGGCUUUGACUCUGCAAACUGGAGAUCCUAUAUCCUCCUCAGCCAGGAUUAUACUGGGAAAGAGGAGAAAGCUAGACUGGGCCAACUCUUAGAUGAAAUGAAAGAAAAAUUUGACUAUAACAACAAAUACAAGAGGAAAGCCCCCCGGGUCUCUUCAGAUCCUCCUGCUUCCAAAAAGCCCAAAAUAGAUGACUCUGCUUCCCAAUCUCCAGCUUCUACUGAGAAGGAAAAACAGUCCAGUUGGUUACGGUCCUUAUCCAGUUCAUCUAAUAAGAGCAUCGGCUGCGUCCACCCGCGGCAGCGCCUCUCCGCCUUCCGGCCCUGGUCCCCCGCGGUGUCUGCCAGCGAGAAGGAGCUCUCCAGCCACCUGCCCGCCCUGAUCCGGGACAGCUUUUACUCCUACAAGAGCUUUGAGAGCGCCGUGGCCCCCAACGUGGCCCUGGCCCCUCCAGCCCAGCAGAAGAUGGUGAGCAACCCCCCCUGUGCCACGGUGGUGUCCAGGAGCAGCGAGGCCCUGGGCUCUGGGCAGCCCAGGAAGAGGAAACACGGCCCGGAGCACACGGCUGUCCCCGAGGCCGCCGCCACCGCCGCCACCGCCGCCCCCGAGGAGGACAAGGAGUCAGAAGCAGAGAUUGAAGUAGAAACCAGGGAAGAAUUCACCUCCUCCUUAUCCUCGCUCUCCUCCCCAUCCUUCACCUCCUCCAGCUCUGCCAAGGACAUGAGCUCCCCUGGGAUGCAGCCCCCAGCCCCUGUCAACAGCUCCUACGAGGUGGCUGCACACCCUGACCCCCACAGCAGCGGGCUGGAGGCUGAGCUGGAGCACCUCAGGCAGGCCCUGGACAGUGGCCUGGACACAAAAGAAGCCAAAGAGAAGUUCCUGCACGAGGUGGUGAAGAUGAGGGUGAAGCAGGAGGAGAAGCUGAACGCGGCCCUGCAGGCCAAGCGCAGCCUGCACCAGGAGCUGGAGUUCCUGAGAGUGGCCAAGAAGGAGAAGCUGAGGGAAGCCACGGAGGCCAAGCGCAACCUGCGGAAGGAGAUCGAGCGCCUGCGAGCCGAGAACGAGAAGAAGAUGAAGGAGGCCAACGAGUCGCGGGUGCGGCUGAAGCGGGAGCUGGAGCAGGCGCGGCAGAUCCGCGUGUGCGACAAGGGCUGCGAGGCCGGCCGGCUCCGCGCCAAGUACUCGGCUCAGAUCGAGGACCUGCAGGUGAAGCUGCAGCACGCCGAGGCCGACCGCGAGCAGCUGCGCGCCGACCUCCUGCACGAGAGGGAGGCCCGGGAGCACCUGGAGAAGGUGGUCAAGGAACUUCAGGAACAACUGUGGCCUAAAGCCAGCAGCCAGCCCAGCAGUGAGAGCACCUCGAGCCCCAUGGAGAACUGACCCCUCAUCCCCCAGCACAGGGAGGGAGACAGUGGGACUGGGAGUGCACGUGUGAGUAGUGAUGUCCUGGCACACACUUUAGGAAUAUGGAUUCUCAGUAGUUGGAAGGCAAAUGUUGUUACUCUCUAGAACAGAAGCACUGAAUUCCGCCUCUUUUUUUUCCCAAUCCAUAUAGCACAACAUCUUACUGUGCCUAGAAAACACAAAGUGUUUGUAAACAAAAUACUUUUAAGUCCACAGCAAAUUUUCUACUGGCAAACUCUAAGCAAAGCAGUGUGGUCCAGCUGAACCCGGAGUCCAAGGUGAGCACGGCAGUGGCUUUGUGCUCUCCUGCCUGUUGGAACAUUUUGGAAUUUGAAAACAAACCGACUUUUCUUAUAAGCUAUUUAAAAUAAUUCAUUACACAGACUUGGUAUUAAAAAAAAAAAUUAACAAGAUUUUUAUAAUGAACCUUUAAAUGCAAAACAAAAAAAAAAAAAAGACAAAAAAAUAAAAAACCUUCGAUGCACAAUUUUUAAUGACUUUAUAGGCUUUGGGAUUCUUUGUGCAGAAGCCCCUCUUGGUGAUGAUGCCAUCCAUGUCAGGAGCAGUUUUCCAGCCAUCUCAGAAGCCAUCGCGGUUCCAUCCCGUCACGUGGGUGUAGGAGAAGUUCAGAGUGCUUUUCCAAGUUGAUUUUUUUUCCUUAGAAUGAAUUAUGUCCAUUUCCUGCCCUGGACACAGGAAGAAGGGAAGCUGCAGGAGUGUGCAGGGGGUGAGGGGAGCAGAAGGGGCUGGGUUGAGAGCCCCAGCCCAGCCCCACAGACCCCCCUGUGUUCAGAGACUUCACCCAGGAGCACGCCAGCCUUGGGAAAAGAGAGAGAGAAAGGAAGAAAGGAAGGAAAUGGAUGAUCAGUUGGUAGAGGAACAAAGCAGAGACAUCUGUGUGUUGAAGUCAUUCUGAAAUCUUCAGCUUUCAGUUUUCUGGAAAACUCAUCUUGUUGCACCAUCUUACCAUGAAUUCAGUAUUUCCCUGCUUCCAUUCCGAACUGUCAGUCAGGAUUUCUGUGCCCAAGGAGAGUCCAACGUUGCAGUGUCGGAUACUACAGAACAGAAAACCAACAUUUUUGCUGCUGUGAAUAAGCCUACAUCUUUUUUUAAAAAACUUUUUUGUUUUUAAAAAGAGAAUUACUUUAAUUUUGGGAUCCAAGCCGCAGCCCCGGGAUACAAUGCAGCAAGCCAUCACUGCCUUGGGGGUGGUGCUGAGGUUUUUUUUAUAUCUAUAUUUUUUUUAAACCUGCACUUUGUCAGAAUCUUACUCUGCAUUUUAUUCCCUGUUUCUAAGAUGUACAUGUCAAGCAUUUGAGAUUCUGCCCUAAGAGCUGUGCAAACCAUGAACCCAAAUGUGCCACCUCUGCCACCUCCCAUCAGCAUCCGUGUAAGCAAAGGAGGAUCCAGCAGGUCCAGAAUCCCUGAGCAGGAAUUCCCCCUGUGCUGCUGGUUCAGUUAGAACCUGCUUUUGUGGCUGUGUAUGACCCAAGCUGGGGAGCAGCAGAGAUGCUCCCAAAAGUGCUUAACAAAUAAAGCUGGUGCUUUACUGAUCAGGAGAAAAUUAAUUUUCACCCAUAAACACUCACCUCUGACACGCUCAAGCAAGUGAAAAUGUGAUCUGGGGCUGCAGAUGUGCCUUCCAGCUCAUUUUUCCUCUCAGCAUCUUUUCUAGGCAAUGCUGACACUUUUUUUUUUAACCUUAAAUAAUAAUAAUAAUUUUAAAAAAAGGAAAAAAAAGAGAACCCCCUAUGCAUCAUCAUACCCAGAGUUAUUCUAAAAGAAGAAACAUAUUUCCAGUAAUCUUUAUUUGCUUUUGGACAUUAAUGCAAACUAUGUAAGCUUCAAAAUUAUUUCCCAGUAGACAGAAAGCGGCUUCCAAUCCUAAAAUUAUGGUAUUUACUUACAGUACAUUAGAGAGAUUUUUUUUUUUGAACAAGAGCUGUUUGCUUGAAACCAUUAUAGUAACCAUUAUAGUAACUGUGAACAUUAACAAAGAAGUUCAUAUAUAUGUUUUAGGUACAAAAAAAGAAGAAAUAUGAAAGGAGUGGAAUUACUGGGACAAUGUAAAACUGUUGGGAGCAAGAAGUCACACCAAGUCAAUGACCUGAACCUGUCUGUGGAUACAGGGGUUGGCCCUUGUGUGUUUGGGAUACUGGAGACUGGCUCUAGGUGCAGAUCUCCUUCUAAAGUGCAAUGCAAAAGGAAUUUUGAUUAUGCUUGAGCAGGUUUUGUUUUUGUUUUUUUUUAAUGUGGGGUUUUAUUUUCUUUGUAUGUUUUUUUCUGCGAUUAUUAAAUCAUAUGCAUGGAUUAAACUCUGCCAUAUAGUCAUUAAUGGGCAUUAUUACUGUCUUAUGUAAAGGGGUUCUUUUGUUAUGCAGUAUGCAGAAAAAUGUUCUCAGCCUUAUGAUUUCCAGAUCUGUAUUAUCCACUUAUUUCUUCAAGGGAAACUAAACAACUGUAGCUGUAGCUGAUCAUUUUUGUGCAUUUCAAGUCUCUUGUGCUCUGCUUUACUGCCGUGUUGGGAACCACACGGAGAACAGACCCCGCUCCUGUGGCAGCUCAUGGAAGCCUGGCUUUGGAAAUUUUGCUUGUUUGGGUUUUCCCCCCUGAUCUAUGAUGGUUUCUCCCCCUUUAUAACCCCCAAAAAAUAGCAACAUGUCCUGGACAUGUUGUCACCCAGGAAAAGCCACUCACCUGAGCACACCCUGAGUUUUCCUGUUUGUGUCCAGGGAAAUGCACUCACUCACUGGGCAUGAGGCUCCCACACUUCUGAAGGAAGGAAAUCUGCAGGAUUUUCAAAGGAAAAAAACAGAACAGUAAACUGGUGAGCACCAAGCAGCCUCACCUGUGCUGCACAGGUGAAGGGUCCCAGGGCUGCACAGAGUCUCCAGACCAGAAUUGCAGCUGGGGCUUCCUCUCUGCCCCACUCAGGCACUCCAUGCAGGGCCAAACCUGCAGGUGAGCUCACCCCAAGACUCCCCAGGAUUUGCUCCUUGGGAGUGAAAGGCCAUUUCUAUCAAUCAGUUUAAAAGCAUGAAGAGAAAUAAUGGUGCAAGAAGAGAAGGAACAAAGAUUCUCCAGCAGCAGCCACUGCCCAGGAGGGGCUGGCAGGGCUGGGCCUGGCUUAAAGCACUGGGCUUUUCCUACCCGUGUUUAACAAUCAGAGCUCACUCUGCAGAGCAGGUGAGCUGUUUCUGCAGAUUGAUUGAUUGAUUGAUUUCUCACCCAGAGUCAUCAGCAGUGUCCCUGUCCCAGCCCCAGGGGGGCUCUGCAGAGCAGCCCCCCCUGUGCAGGUGCUCAGGCCAGGAGCUCUGGGGUCAUUCCUGUGGCUGCAACACCUCAGUAAAGCUGUGUGAGCCUGGCCCAUGGAAUCCCUUCCUUCCUUCCUUCCUUCCUUCCUUCCUUCCUUCCUUCCUUCCUUCCUUCCUUCCUUCCUUCCUUCCUUCCUUCCUUCCUUCCUUCCUUCCUUCCUUCCUUCCUUCCUUCCUUCCUGCAGCCCCCACUCCCUGCGCCAUUCCCAGGGAGAGGGGCUGCCCCUCCAUCCCCCCAUCUGUGCUUUAGUUUCCUUUAAGAAGUUCCAAGGGAGAAGAGGUGUUUCAUACAGGCUGUUGACUCUCCCUGUACUACAAAUAUAUUACUACUUGUAUAUUCAGUUUAAUUACUCCUUGUUUCUAUUACUGAACGAAGACUUAACGAAGGGAAAAAAAAAACCAACAGCAAUAACAUUCAUAUCUAUGGAGCAGCUAACUCUAUACAUAAUAUUCUGCUUUUCAAACAGAACUAGCCAAUGUAAAAAAAACAUUAAAAGUAAAUUCAACAUGUAAAUACUUUUUUUCAUUUUACACUGUUGUAUUAUAAGUGUAUAUGGUGUUUACUUUUUCAAAACUCUUUCUUACCUGGUAGUUGUCUUGUUUUAUGAGUUGUGUUUUUAACUGAGAAGAACCUUUGCUGUCUGUUAGGAAAAAAACAAAACAAAAUCUUUUUGCAAGUUUUCAAUGUGGGUUAUAACCUUUUCUCCAUCAUUUGCAUUUUAUUUGUCCUUAUUUUCACUGUAAAGUAUUUUAUUACCAAAAGGUUGGUUUUUGUUCCAUUCUGCCCUCUCAGCAGUCCAUGUGUUUUAGAGAGAAGUUUUUUGUUGGCUUGGUUGUUGUUUUGUUUUUUUUGGUUUUGUUUUGUUUUUGGGUUUUUUUUUUAAUUGAAAGAACUCACAGAAAUGACAUUUUUUCAAUUGAAGAAAAAUAAAUCUUUACAUUUAUAAUAGCCAAUAGCAUUUCAGCACAUUUUUGUUAUCCUGGUCUCUCCUAUGCUGCUGCUAAUGACAAUAUUAUGACUUACUCUACUAUUCUAGAACUAUUUUUAUGUAAGUAAUGUAUGCUUUCUUGUUUAUAAAUGCCUGAUUUAAAAAAAAAAUAAGAAAAAAGCUUGGCAUAUUUAUCUAUUUCGCUGUGUACCUUGAUAGUCCUUUUCCACCCCCUUUUCCACGUCCCCUGCCCCUGAUGCAGAUAAUAUUGUAAAAUAAAGGACUUUAUGAGAUUAUGUAUGAAAAUAGCUAUGCUUAUAUACCACAGUGACUGAAUGUACAGUGUAUAGACGCAUUACCGAAAAUAAAAUUGUUUGUCCAGAAAAAAAUAAAGAGCUCUGGGAUGUUUUUGGA